AUGGAACCACCAAAAACCCUUCCGUACCAACGCAUCUCAUGGUGCCACAGGGAGAUGAGAAGGGUGUAUCCACACUCACUCUACAUGUCCUUGUUCAGACACCAACUAACCACAAUGCCAAUGUGCAACCAACCAAAACCAACAAACCCUCUCUUCAAAAAUUCCCCUAAACCCAUUUUCCAUCCCUCAAUUUAAUACCACCUAAAAGCAGGUCAUCAGAACCCAUUCAAACAUAUUUAUGAUACAUCAAAUUAAAAGCCUGUCUUGAGAAGAUCAAGAUCCAUCUCUCACUCCUUCCAAAUACAAAUCCAACAAGAGCUUCUCAAGAACCAUGAUGUAUGCUUAUGGUGUCACAUUCUCUCUCAUAUUGCUGCUCUUUUUAGCCAAUAUGGUCAAAUACAAUGAAGCAAGACUGGCCCAAGCAAAUGGGACGGAGGCUGAGAUGGUGCCUUUGAUGGAGGAAGGGAAGAUGGAGAAGAUGAUGAUGGUGAUGAAUGAGAGCAGGAGGAGGCUGGGGAGCUUCCAGAUAUGUGCACUGUGCACUUGCUGUGGUGGGGCCAAAGGCCUCUGCUUGCCAUCUCCUUGUUGCUAUGCCAUCAAUUGCAACAUUCCCAAUAGACCUUUCGGCUUCUGUUCUUUCACUCCCAAGACCUGUAAUUGCUUUGGAUGCCAUCUCUGACUCCCUCUCUAUAAUUUAAAAUUUUCAUUUCUUUAAUUUAUGGGUCAAGUUGAUGCUGUUGGGAAGAAUAUCUGUUCUUCAUUUGUUUGUCUAUAAUUUUUUAGAAUAUGUUAGUAUUGGGGUUUGGCUAUAUCCAGGUUAGAUUCUUGCUAGUUCUAGUGAGAUUUGUCCAUGGUUUGUCAGGAAGCAGCAAUGCCUGAAAGAUAGCACUCUGCCAUAUUUAGUAUUCGAGGAAAUAUAUUGGGGUUUAUGAUAAUUUUUGUUAUUUGUUAAAGAAUAUAUUAUGUAAGUGCUCAGUAGGGCUGGUGUAUUAGCCUAGAUAUAUAAGUUUUGUCCAUUAUUUUAUAGUACUUUGUACUGCUUGUUCAAUUAUAUAUUUAUUGUACUAGUGGGCGUAA
This is a messenger RNA of Alnus glutinosa, 1077 nucleotides long. RefSeq lists its product as uncharacterized. The transcript is spliced from 2 exons. The coding region runs from base 332 to 679 and encodes 115 amino acids. Lineage: Eukaryota; Viridiplantae; Streptophyta; Magnoliopsida; Fagales; Betulaceae. The record is from RefSeq and is a predicted model, not a curated record.